Messenger RNA from Patiria miniata (bat star), 2474 nucleotides. Its product is annotated as serine--tRNA ligase, chloroplastic/mitochondrial-like. Gene Ontology annotation, biological process: mitochondrial seryl-tRNA aminoacylation. Gene Ontology annotation, molecular function: ATP binding; serine-tRNA ligase activity; tRNA binding. The transcript has 18 exons. NCBI's taxonomy places the organism in Eukaryota, Metazoa, Echinodermata, Asteroidea, Valvatida, Asterinidae. Gene Ontology annotation, cellular component: mitochondrion. The coding region runs from base 150 to 1688 and encodes 512 amino acids. The record is from RefSeq and is a predicted model, not a curated record.
UUAGGACUCGUGUUUGUCCAGUUCUCGUCAAUGGAGGGCGCUCUUCAUUUCCUAGAUAAGUUUAUUUUGGUUCGCACGUGCGGCUGUUGUGCUUUUGAAUCUGAGUUACAUUUUUUUGUUUUCUUAUAUCCGAGUCAGUUGAAUUCAUCAUGCGAAUGCUGCGCACGUGUAUCCUUUGUCUGAGAAAUCACCUGCCGAAAAUUGGAGCCCAAAAUGGUCUCUGUCAUCGCCAAUUCGCCUCCGGAAUUUCCGCGGAAUCGACAGGCAGAUUUCCCCCAAGUUGCUUCCUGAAUCAAAAGUUGUCAAGUUUUUCGAACAGACAUGCAUCAGACAAUUCUAAGGCGCAGCUUUUCAAACCAAGACACUUUUCAUCAGCUUUGUAUACUCCUUUGUCGGAAGCGGACCACGCUCCAUUUGUUUUGAAACCAGAAAUUGACUUUGAGGGAAUGUUUGAAGACCUUGGCGAAUUGGAAAAGAAUUUGGAAGCCAGAGGACACAAAUUCAAUGUGUCAAAAUUGCUUUCACUUUGGGAACAGCUCCAGAGUUUUGAACAAGAGAAAAGUUGCAUUGAGGAACGGAGGGCAAAUGUCAAUGAGGAUAUCAAACAGUUGAAGAAAAAGGGUGGCGCAAAGAAGCAAAGAGACAAAUUGCAGCAGUUGGGAAAAUCACUUCGGGAAGAGCUACGUCAUGUUAAUUCAUCCAUAGCUUCAUUGUCAGACGAGUUUUACCCCACGGCUCUCAAGCUUCCUAACAAGUUACAUCCUGCCGUGCCUCAUGGAAGCACACCAAAGAUUCUGGAGACAUUUGGAGCCGAUAGAGAAGAGAAGGCAUUGAAGUCUGCAGAAUUUCCGGAAAGGAGUUUUAUGACGAAAAGUCACCCCAUGUCCCAUGCUGGGUAUGCUUACCUAGAGCACGACGCUGCACUGAUGGAGCUAGCAUUAACCCAGUGGGCUACACAAGAACUCCUACAGCAAGGCUUUACUCCAUUCACCUGCCCAGCUAUGUACAAGUCUCUUGCCUUGGAAUCUCUGGGAUUGGAACCUGAAAGCAACAAUGAGACCUAUGCCAUUGAGACUAAUGAGAAUGUACAGUACCUUGCUGGAGUCAGUCCAUUGAAUUUCAUUGCUUACUUCAUGAUGUCUGUCCUAGAAGUGGCUGAUCUACCAUACAGGUGCUUCACUGUUGGAAGAAGUUACAACAACCAUUUAGAAUCAACUCACUUUGAGGGACUUCAUAAAAGUUUCCAGACACAGAAGGUUGAAAUGUGCGGUGUGUGUGAGAACACUGAAGCAGCUAGCAGUGCACUGUUUACUCAGUUUCUGAGUACAGCAAAGGGUCUUCUAUCAAAUCUUCCUCUUCAUUAUAGAAUUGUUGAGGUUCCAAGCGCCCACCUACUUCCCAGCAUGUACAGGAAGUGUGCCAUUGAAGUCUGGAUACCAGACGCUGGUACAUUCUCAGAGGUUACUAGCGUGUCUAGCUGUACUGACUACAUCAGCCGGCGGGUCAAGAUAAGAUAUCCAGCUAUGCCAUCACAGACGGCAGCUCAGAGUAGAAAGCGGAACUUCCCAUGCACGGUACAUUGCACAGCGCUUGACACUUCAACCAUUUUAGCAGCUCUUUUACCCUGUGCACACCAACAGUUGCCAGAGGUUCUCAAGCUCCACAUGCCACAGGCAGUGUCAUCGUGACCAGUGGGUUGACCCCAGCGAUUUCAUUUAGGCCGAGGGAAUGAGAGUCAUAGAAUACCGUCCUGCUGAUUUUGAAAAACAAUGAGGUUUUUUUUCUUUAUUCAUUUUUCAUUAUUCUGAAGCAUUUACCAGAAUCAGGUAAAAUUAUACAUGAUGUCACUACGUGCACAUUAAGAAAGUGUUUGGGAAAACGGCAACAGGCAGUCGUUGGUAUCAUGCAGCGCUAGUGCUGGUAACCGCGCGCUAUACAUUGUAUGCACGUAUUUUAUAUGUACCGCGUGUUCACGGUACUCUGUACGCGUGGGCAGAUUGGGUUUUGCGCCAAUGUGGUACACAGAAUACGACUAUUUUGCGUCACAAAAUUGUGUAGAGCGGAUUCUGAUAAAAUUAGAAGUAAACUGUUGUGGCAGAUUAAUAUUCUGGGUAAAUAAUGAUUUUUUGUAAAUAAUGAAAAAUUUCGGCGGCACCUUUCGGCACAUGCGGGUGGUGGACGGUAUUCUAUGACUUUCAUUCCCUCAGCCUUAGUGAAACAGCAUUGGCCUGACCUUAGUGUGACCUUCCAGCUGACCUCUGACCUGAUGACGCAGCCGUGUUGAUCAACGUGGAAAAUGCGGUGAAAUCCACCAGUGAGGCCUCGGUACUGGUGUGGAAAAAAAUCCCUGGUCUGCAGACAGGACACGAAUCAGUGGCUUAGGCAAGUUCUAGACGCCAUGCGACUGCCGUCCGGAACUCAAAUAAUUGGACUUUUUAAAAAUUCGGCAUGACGAUAGCAUGGCGUUUAGAACC